Molecule: messenger RNA, 903 nt
Organism: Solanum stenotomum
Lineage: Eukaryota; Viridiplantae; Streptophyta; Magnoliopsida; Solanales; Solanaceae
Exons: 1
Coding region: 1-903 (300 amino acids)
Source: RefSeq, a predicted model, not a curated record
AUGAAAUAUGACUUUUCAUCACUGAAAAGUAAAGUGAACUCUCAUGCCGAUGUCAUCAAGAUACUUGAAGGUCAGUUGAGUUUACUAUCAGCACAAUUGAAACCAAAGAUGACAAUGAAAGAUGAUGAUAGAGGGUUGGCUGUGGUUACUCGUAGUGGAAAGGUAGCAAUGGGUAAUAUGACGGGUAAUGAAGAAGCUCAAACGCAUGAAGAAGAUAAAGGCACAAAGAAAGAAGAGGCACCUAUUCAUCAAAGCAUUGCCAAAGAACCACAAAACGAAAUGGAGCAACAUCAUCUAAUGCCAAAAGUCAUGCAACCUUUACCCAAAUUAUCUCCCCCAUUUUCCCAACGUCUAAAGAAGAAAAAUGAGGAUGAGAAAUUCAAUAAGUUCUUACCGAUGUUCAAAACAUUAUCAAUUAAUCUCUCUCUUGUGGAAGCAUGUUUGGAAAUGUCGGGUUACGCCAAGUUUAUGAAGGAAUUAGUCAUAAAGAAAAGGAACUUAAAUUUUGAGACAAUGGAAGUUUCCCAUAGUUGUAGUGCAAUUAUGACUAAGGAGCUGAUAAAAAAGAGAGAGGAUCCCGAAGCGUUCACCAUCCCUUGUACCAUUGGAAUGCUCCAAUUUGCUAAAGCUUUAUGCGAUUUGGGAGUAAGCAUCAACUUAAUGCCAUAUGCAAUUUAUAAACAACUUGGGUUGGGUGAACCGAAAGCCACCACAAUGAGACUCUUGAUGGCAAACCGAUCCAUCAAACAUCCCGUGGGGAUACUAUAUGACAUCUUGGUAAAGGUUGACCGAUUCAUUUUUCUGGCUGAUUUUGUUAUUCUCGAUUGUGAAAUAGAUGGUGAAAUUCCCAUUAUUUUGGUAAGACAAUUCUUGGCAACCGGGAGAGCAUUGGUAGAUGUUUGA